UGCGAACACUUUUUGCUAUGGUAGGUCUUGUGCUUAUCCAAAUACAACUGUGCACGACAUAUGUUUCGAUUUUUCAGUGUGUAAGUUGAUUUGGAUUUUUCAAUAUCCAGUGCAAGAGUGAGUUGGAAUUCAAGUGUUUUUUAAGAAAAACUUUGAUCACAAAACUUUACCAUGGCUCUACGCGUUCUUAACAUGGCACUCCGCCGCCAAUUGGCUGCCCAAUUGCCCCGCACAUCCCAAGUCGGCAGCGUAGCCUCUGUUCACACCUUGGAUAAAAUUGGCAAACGUGAAAUCGUGGGCUACGGCUGGAACGGCACAGCUUGCUAUGUUGAUCGUGUUGACUAUCCCAUGCCUCCAGUUCGUUUCCGCGAGCCAACCAACGAAAUCAACAACUUGCGUGAAAAGGAGAAGGGAGAUUGGAAGAAGUUGAGUGUCGAAGAGAAAAAGGCUUUGUACCGUGCCAGUUUCUGCCAAACAUUAGCCGAACUUAAAGCUCCCUCCGGGGAAUGGAAAUUGCAUUUGGGUAUGGGUUUGUUGUUUGCCAGUGCCGCUAUCUGGGUGGCUAUUCUCAUGAACCUUUUCGUUUAUGAUGAAUUACCUGCUUCUUUCGAUGAGGAACACCAAAAGGCCCAAUUGAAGCGUAUGCUCGAUUUGGAAAUCAAUCCCGUUGCUGGCCUCUCAUCCAAAUGGGACUACGAAAACAAGAGGUGGAAGAACUAAAUUUACCACUUCGAGUGGAGAAAAUAGUUUUUCCUUUCGUAUAUCUAAGUCGAUAACUUUAAUGUUUAGCCCAUUUUUAUUGUGACUUGAAAUGUAAAAAGUUGAAUUCCCUUGAUGAAAUUAUUAAAUGUACAAGUCAAGCUUUAAAAAAAUACCGAAAAAUGAACGGGAAGAGCGAAGUAUGUAUCGCAAUAAUAAUGUGGUAAAAAAAUUAAGAA
Messenger RNA from Musca domestica (house fly), 938 nucleotides. It is a transcript of the gene COX4, whose product is annotated as cytochrome c oxidase subunit 4 isoform 1, mitochondrial. Gene Ontology annotation, biological process: mitochondrial electron transport, cytochrome c to oxygen. The transcript is spliced from 3 exons. The record is from RefSeq and is a predicted model, not a curated record. Lineage: Eukaryota; Metazoa; Arthropoda; Insecta; Diptera; Muscidae. Bases 172 to 720 code for a protein of 182 amino acids.